This is a messenger RNA of Musca vetustissima, 846 nucleotides long. Its product is annotated as integumentary mucin C.1-like. Lineage: Eukaryota; Metazoa; Arthropoda; Insecta; Diptera; Muscidae. The record is from RefSeq and is a predicted model, not a curated record. The coding region runs from base 1 to 846 and encodes 281 amino acids. The transcript is spliced from 2 exons.
AUGGUAGAAAUACCAGUUGUGACCUGUGAUGAAGAAUAUUUUGCAGCGGGGCCACCAGACACAAGUACAACGGAACCUACAACCAUAGGCAGUACACUACCACCGUCAACAAUUACCACAGAGAGUACUCCUGCCAUUACCACCGAUUCUCCCACCACAGAAGAAACAACCAUGCCCACAACAGAACCAAUGACACCAACACCAACCACUACAACAACUACGGAACCCUCAACCACUUCUACAACAACAGAAAUUACAACCACAGAAGAACCUACCACAACAACAACAACAACCUCUACCACCACCACCACUACAACAACAACAACUGAACCUCCUACAACAACAACAACAGUAACCACGACAACAGAAGAACCCACACCUACAGAGGCCAAACCACCAACACCCACAACCUACUUCCCAGCCACCUCGGUGCCAACACCACCCAAUACCGGUACCAUUCGACCCAUUGUCGAUGUCCAGAAUUCAAGUAACACACAAAAUGAUACCGGCGCAGCCGCAGAUAGCCUACAGGAAAAAUUGACAAAUAAAAAUUAUGUCACAUCGGCUGCCUUCAGACAUCGUCAAUUGCGUAACGUUAAUGAGUACACCUAUCAUUGUUAUAAGGUGUUAGCUGAUGUUAACGGUACAAUGGUGACAAAUCGUGGCUGCUCUCGUGUCAAAACCAUGGAAUCGGUUUGCGGUCAAUAUCGUGAAGAACAUCCCAAACAGCAGUUGAAUAAAUGUUAUCCUUGCUCCAACUCACGUUGCAAUGGCAGUACAGCCCUCAGCGUUUCAAUAUCGGCGUUGAUUCUAGCUCUCAUAGCUGUGUUAUUGCAGAGACAAUAA